Emericellopsis atlantica is the source of this 1041-nucleotide messenger RNA. Its product is annotated as Eisosome component PIL1-domain-containing protein. Gene Ontology annotation, biological process: endocytosis; negative regulation of protein kinase activity; eisosome assembly. Lineage: Eukaryota; Fungi; Ascomycota; Sordariomycetes; Hypocreales; Bionectriaceae. The coding region runs from base 1 to 1041 and encodes 346 amino acids. Gene Ontology annotation, molecular function: lipid binding. The record is from RefSeq and is a predicted model, not a curated record. Gene Ontology annotation, cellular component: eisosome filament; plasma membrane. The transcript is spliced from 4 exons.
AUGCACCGCACGUAUUCCAUGCGCCAGAGCCGAGCGCCUACCGCCUCGCAGCUCCAGAACCCCCCUCCUCCCCCUUCGACCACCAAGUCCGGUCGCCUCUUCGGCAAGGGCAGCUUCGGCCACGCUCUCCGUCGCAAUGCCGGCGGAGCCUUCGGCCCCGACCUGGCCAAGAAGCUGGCCCAGCUCGUUAAGAUGGAGAAGAACGUGAUGCGCAGCAUGGAGACCGUUGCUAAGGAGCGCAUGGAGGUCGCUCAACAACUGUCCGUGUGGGGCGAGGGCGGCGAUGAGGAUGUUUCCGACGUCACCGACAAGCUUGGUGUCCUGCUCUACGAAAUAGGCGAGCUUGAGGACCAAUAUGUCGACCGCUACGACCAGUACCGCGUGACCAUCAAGAGCAUCCGCAACAUUGAGGCUUCCGUCCAGCCCAGCCGCGACCGCAAGCAGAAGAUCACCGACCAAAUCGCCCAGCUCAAGUACAAGGAGCCCAACUCGCCCAAGAUUGUUGUUCUCGAGCAGGAGCUUGUGCGUGCCGAAGCCGAGUCGCUCGUCGCCGAGGCGCAGCUGUCCAACAUUACCCGCGAGAAGGUCAAGGCUGCCUACACCUACCAGUUCGACGCGCUCCGUGAGCACUGCGAGAAGGUCGCCAUCAUUGCCGGCUACGGAAAGCACCUUCUGGAGCUUAUUGACGAUACUCCCGUCACUCCCGGAGAGACCCGCGCCGCGUACGACGGCUACGAGGCCAGCAAGGCCAUCAUUCAGGACUGCGAGGACGCUCUGACCAACUGGGUCGAGUCCAACGCCGUGGUCUCUUCCAAGCUGUCCACUCGCUCCCGCACCCUGUCCCAGCGUCGCCGCUCGAACAUUGCUGCUCGUAACGAGGGUCACGACCUUUCGACACAGGAUGCUCCUAUCAAUGACGGCAGCUCCUGGGUGGCCCACCGUGACGUCGACAGCGAGGAGGAGGAGGAGGAGCGGUUGGACAGCGACGCUGGCCUCCACGACGAGAGCCGCGGUCGCACACAGGAGCCGCUCGCCGCAUAA